GUUGAAUGUUCGAAUGUGCGAAUAUGAAACCAACUUUACCUCGGUUCUUUAGUGACCAUAGAGUUGGGACACCCAUUAAAAGACCCAUCUUCAAUUUUAUUGAGGAACAUUCCAUUGUUAGUUAGUACUUCAACACUAUCAAAAUGAAAUGAAUGUUGUAAAAGUGUAUGGUAUAAAUUACAGCAGCAUUUCUUAAAGAGUGGGUCGCGACGUAAAUGUAUAAUUAUUUCAUUAAUUACUGGAGUUUAUUUGGCCAAGUGAAACUGCGCUCUCGGUUCAGUGCGCUCUCUGCUCAGUUUGGCAGCUGCGCGAGUGGGAGAGGUAGAGGGAGAUGCCCUUCUGCUUCGCGGUUUUCCAGAUUUUUUUCCCUGCAGUUUGGUUGAAAAUCACUCCGCGACCCACACGCUGCAGCGCUGUGGUUCAAGCCGCUGAUUUGUUAUUCCCAGUCGCCAUCAUGAAACGGACUCAUGUUAACCACAGUUCUGACUGAGCUCAAUCGUCAUGAAACGCAAAUACAGUGAUUACUUUUUGUCUCUUUCAUACAAACUUUGAGAAAUAACGAGGAGCGCCCACAAUGUGUUUUGUGUGGGGAAGUGAUAAGUAAUGAAACAAAUUAAUAAAACGACACGACCAAACAUCCAGGCACAACAUGACGGUAAACCCAGGGAGUUCUUUCAGAACAGGGCAGAAUGCUUCAGGAAACAGUGCUUCGAAAGUGGAAAAAGCUCCAAUAUGGUGAAGGAGUUUGAGAGUGUGGAGCUGGGAGACAUGGGGAUGAAGAAGCAGAAGGUGCCCCGUAGGACGAUUUACUUUGCCAGUGGCGAGACCAUGGAGGAAUACAGCACAGAUGAAGAUGAGGAAGUGCAAGUUUCUAUCGCUGUUAAGACCUCAGCUGACCCGUCCAAGUUGAAUUGGGGUCCAUACUUUUGGUUUCACAUGUGGAGAGUGGCAACCUCCACUAUUUCAGUUUGUGACUAUCUUGGGGAGAGAAUGGCCUCAUUGUUCGGAAUUACCUCACCCAAGUACCAGUAUGCUAUUGACGAGUACUACAGAAUGAAAAAGGAGGAGGAUGAGGAGGAGGAGGAGAACCGGCUGUCUGAGGAGGCAGAACGUCGUUUUGAGGAGGAGCACAACCAGGAGAUCCAGCAGCCAGCCACGGAGCAGCCGGAGGGCAAAGCCUCCUUCGUCAACGUCAGCUUCGAGCUGGAUCAAGAUCCCACACCUGAUGCCAACAGAUGUCCUGCCCCCAUCCCCACCUAACAGUUCAAUUAAAUAGGUGUUUCCAUUUUUCUCAUUUCACGAUGUAGCCUUUUUUUUUGCUAUAGCAUAGAAUUCUUAUUAUCAUAUUGAUUCAAUGAUGAAUCCUCAACAUUUUUUUCUAUCGUGUAGUUUUCUUAUUUUUGCCUAAUCGAUCAUGCUGCGUUGUAAAUAUGCAUGAACUUUUGUGUGCAAUGAACAUUGCUGUGUGUCAGUGACAAUGAAUAAACACAGGGAUGAUAUCUGAUGCUGAUUUUAACUAUUUGCAGGUUUAAGAAAUGUCUUUGAUUUUUUUUUUCAGGUACAUAACAUUGUUAUACAAUAAGUCAGCAGCUAUUUUCAGCCAGUUAGCGGCGAGAUAAGUUACCUUUUAAUAAAACUAUUCCAGAUGUGCACAAUGUUAUAGGAAUAGUAAAGAUUUAUUUGAACUGAAAAUGAUUUAUAUUCCAUGGCUAACCAUAAAUCUAUUUUAAUUUCAGAAUGACCACAAAUGUUACUAUGAGAAGUUAUGCACAGUGCUUUUCAGAGUCCAUCAAUUUAAUGUUGGGAUCUGUCCCCAGGCCUUUAAUGUAAUAACUUCACACGUUGCUCAUUGGCAUCUGUGCGAACACUUUAGACAUUACUGUUGUCCAAUCAAAGACAUUUCUUAAACCUGUCGUCCAGGGCCGUAUAUUUAGAAAUACAGUGAGCUCCAAAAGUAUUGGGACAGUGUCCAUUUGUUUUGGCUCUGUACUCCAGCACUUUGAAUUUGAAACGACUGACUUUUUGUACAUGGUCCCCUAAAAUGGGGGAACUAAAAGUAUUGGAACAAAUUCACCAAUGUAUUUGGUCCGAUAUUCCUAACACAAAUUGGGCACAAAAUAAUCUGAAACACAAACAAAACAGCAAAUGAAUCCAAUGCUUGAUGUAAUCAUUGUGUGCUAAGAAUAUGGGACCAAAUAAACUUUUGAUAACUUUGAUACACACAAGUGAACUUGUCACAAUACUUUUGGGCCCCUAAAAUGGGGGGGGGGAGAAAGAGUCCAUGUACAAAAAGUGCUGUCAUUUCUAAACGGCUCAUAUGGAUGAAAAUACCUUCAAAUUAAAGCUGACCGUCUGCAUCGAAAGUGCUGGAGUACAUAGCCAAAACAAAACACACUGUCCCAAUACUUUGAGCUCACUGUAUCUCUGCUGGAGCUGACCUUAUCUGCUAUUGUCCCUUCUCAGUGUACAGGGCUUGAGAGGGAUGCCUAAGGUAAAGCCAAACAUGUUUAAUGUUAAAAUCUGCUACUCUUUUGGAACGCAGUAUUGUCAAGAUAACUACUUUUUACCGUGUGUAAAAUUGCUUGUUUCAUUUGAAAGCUUUUUAUAAAAAUACAAAAAAUGCAUGAAAUGAAAUGUAUGCAUUCACUACUGUAAGUCGCUCUGGAUAAGAGCGUCUGCUAAAUGAGAAAUGUAAAUGUAAAAUAAUAAUUUGAGUAAAAUACAUAUUCUUUUUCUAUAUGAACUGUACAUUAAUAAACAUUUAAAUUACA
Molecule: messenger RNA, 2771 nt
Organism: Salmo salar (Atlantic salmon)
Lineage: Eukaryota; Metazoa; Chordata; Actinopteri; Salmoniformes; Salmonidae
Product: protein FAM177A
Source: RefSeq, a predicted model, not a curated record